Phaedon cochleariae (mustard beetle) is the source of this 3475-nucleotide messenger RNA. The record is from the annotation of a GenBank genome assembly. NCBI's taxonomy places the organism in Eukaryota, Metazoa, Arthropoda, Insecta, Coleoptera, Chrysomelidae.
AGUUGCGCUUUGGAUAGCGCUUUGUGUAGUGGUGGAGUGUUCCAUUUUGGAGAAAAUCUAGUGGAUAUUUACGUACUUUUCGUGCAAAACACGUGAAAAAUGUCGGGGAAUUCAUCACAAAGUAGGAGACAACAAUCGAGACAGCUAAGAGAGCGCAAACAAAGGAAGCUGUACUCGGAGGAUUGGUCUGUGAACGAGGAGGACAUCGAGGGCCAGCGCACGUUCAACUUGCAGGACAAGCUCGAGGAUCCUGCCUUCGCGGCACACUCCAUAGUCAAGGAGAUGCAUGGAAACGAGCUGAACAUCGCUUAUUUCCAGAGGCACGGCUUCAGCACGCCGCUGCUAUUCAAGGAAAAGACUGGAUUAGGUUUAAGGGUACCAACAUCAAAUUUUACAAUAAACGACGUCAGGAUGUGUGUCGGAUCUCGAAGAAUUUUAGACGUCAUGGACGUGAAUACGCAAAAAAAUAGUGAGAUGACCAUGAAAGAUUGGCAAAAAUAUUACGAAGAUCCAGAGAAAGACAAACUCCUCAAUGUGAUAUCUUUAGAAUUUUCCCAUACUAAGUUAGAAAAUUAUGUUCAAAGUCCCACAAUAGUAAGGCAAGUUGAUUGGGUUGACUGUGUUUGGCCUAGACAUUUGAAGGAAAGUCAAAUAGAGGCAACGAAUGCUCUCGACGUUAUGAAAUACCCCAAAGUUCAAAAGUACUGCCUUAUGUCGGUUAAAGGUUGCUAUACAGAUUUCCACGUAGAUUUUGGUGGGACAUCUGUUUGGUAUCACAUCCUGAAAGGUGGUAAAGUGUUUUGGUUAAUACCUCCUACGGAACAUAAUUUAAAUCUCUACGAACGCUGGGUCCUCUCUGGGAAACAGUCCGAUAUUUUUUUUGGUGAUACCGUUGAAAAGUGUGCAAGAAUAGUUCUGCAUGAAGGAAAUACAUUUUUCAUACCUACUGGAUGGAUACACGCAGUAUAUACUCCAGAAGACUCUCUGGUUUUCGGUGGAAAUUUUCUUCACUCAUAUGGAAUUGAUAAACAGUUGAAAAUUGCCCAAGUUGAGGAUGCUACAAAAGUACCAUACAAAUUUCGGUAUCCGUUCUUUACUGAGAUGUUAUGGUAUGUUCUAGAGCGAUAUGUACACUGUCUGUUGGGAAAUUCUCAUUUGAUAACAGGUCAAGACGCUCCAAUACCACCUGACAGGGCCCACAUACAUCUCACUCAAGCGGAAUUACAUGGUUUAAAGGAAAUCGUCUUGUACCUUCAUAUGCUCCCUCCCAAUAAAAAAAAUGUGCCUGAAUUACUGAAAGACCCGAUAUCCCUGAUACAGGAUGUCAGGACGCUUAUUGGUUUACAUAGACAAGACAGCAGAGAACAAGCUAUUACUGGUCGUCCUAUCAUAACAGUUCCAGAAGAUCUAGAAAACAAGUCCAAGAUUAUGACUCCCAGAGGACCGUAUUCAAAGGGAAACAGUAUGAAGUCUCCUAAAUUUAAGGGGCCUAAGCUUGGUGAAAAGGGAGGCCCAAGAAGAAGGAGAACCAGAUGCAAAAAAUGCGAAGCCUGUCAAAGAAGCGAUUGUGGUGAGUGCAGUUUCUGCUUGGACAUGGUGAAGUUCGGCGGUCCCGGCAGAGCGAAGCAGACCUGCAAUAUGAGGCAGUGUUUGCAGCCCAUGUUGCCCGUGACGGCAGCGUGUGCUCAUUGCGGCCUGGACGGCUGGAUGCAGACCCCCGUCACGCCUCUGCAAAAAGGGCCGCAGAGAUGCGACAGUGCCAGUAACUUGAUGGAAUGCUCGGUAUGCUAUGAAAUCGCCCACCCCGCCUGCGUUCAGCGAGUCUGCCAAGAGUUCACUGGCUACAUCAACGAAGAUAUGCCCAACUCAUGGGAGUGCCCCAUAUGCUGCAAACUAGGCAAAAAUACCGACUACAGGCCUCGGCAUUUCCGCGCCCGGCAAAAAUCCUCCGAUAUGCGCAGAAUGUCGAUCAGCUCCGAUGCCUCCAGUGCUUUCGACAAUAAACACCACCCGGAACCAAUGUCAGACAGCGGCAGUGACAACGAACACAAGGACAGCAGAGACUUAUUGCCUGUCAAGAAGAGGCGGUCCAGCGAAAAUGCGGAAGUCGAGUUGAAGACCUCUCCUGUCAUGGACCCACCGAGAAAAACGGCCUUCAGAAUGCAGCUCGCCCAGCAAAUAGUCAGCAACUCCACCAAAGUUCUCAAGAAGCCGAUGGUCGUGGUGCGGCCAGCACCAAUUAUGUUGCUCAACACAUUGCCCAGCAACAACCUGGCGAUGGACAAACGCUGCAUGUUGCUGAUUCUGAGAUAUUUAUCCCCCAAAGACUUGCUCGCGUGUGCUCUGGUUUGCAAAACCUGGGCUACAUACACCGUGGACCCUGUAUUGUGGAAGAAAAUGGUGUUCAGUCGUAAGCACAUAUCGUCAGACAUAUUGAAGGGUAUCGUGCGGCGACAGCCUGAAGUGCUAAACUUAGAUUGGUGCCAUUUGAACAAAUUCCAAUUGCCGUGGUUGAUCCAGCGUUUGAACCAGCUCAAGGAGCUGUCAUUAGUGAGUGUGAAUGUUAAGACCGCCAUUUCCUUGCGCACCAAUCACUCGGCAGUGCUACAAGUGUUAGAUCUCAGUUUUAUAUCGGAGUUUAACGAUUCGGCGCUGAGGGACAUUAUCGGGCCGAAUAAUGACUCUCGGACCGGCUUGUCAGCGGAAAAAAAUCGUUUUAGGAACUUGAAGACGCUGAGGAUUGCUGGCACCGACGUUACAGACAUUGCGUUGCGCUACAUCACCCAGUAUCUCCCUAAUCUGAUGCAUUUGAGUUUGAGUUCGUGUCCGAGGAUUUCGGAUGCCGGAAUCGCGCAACUCACCACGAAACCAUCCAAUACCAUUACGAACCUGAUUAGCCUCGAUUUGAGUCACUCGAAGCUGGUUACUGAGACUAGUUUGGAUCAUUUGUCCAAGUGUGAGAAGUUGACAAGACUGGAUUGCCGGCAUGCGCAGCAAAUUACCACGCAGGCGCUCAUCAAGUUCGCCGCCAAAAGUGAGCAUAACCUGCAGGUUAGAGAGAUCAAACUUGUCGAUGUGAGGCAAAAGGUUUAAUGGUGCAAAAGCCGAAAAAUCGAUGUAGAGAAGGUUUAACCUUAUUUAGAGACUGAAUUAGACGAUUUUAAGUCUGGCAACUUGCAGUGUAACCAGGAAAUGAUUGGGUAAAGUAAGAUGGCAAAGAUUUUUCUGAGGAUGAACAAUAAUUAUGAGACAAAUACUGUCUGUAGUUAGCUGGAAGAGGUGGUAUAUUCAUUAUUCCAGAUUUUAUGGGAGUUUCUCCUCGUUUCUAUAUAAUUAAAAUAUGAGAAUUAUUUCAAUAUACAGGGUGGGGCAUUAGUGCGUCGGAGCUCGAUUGCUCGAGUUCUAUGAUAGCUAGAAAAUUGAUUCAAAAACGAAUGUCAAUGAGACAACAAGGUCCGUAACUAGAAAUUAUUGC